This is a messenger RNA of Talaromyces proteolyticus, 1773 nucleotides long. RefSeq names its product pyruvate decarboxylase. Lineage: Eukaryota; Fungi; Ascomycota; Eurotiomycetes; Eurotiales; Trichocomaceae. Bases 1 to 1773 code for a protein of 590 amino acids. The transcript is spliced from 5 exons. The record is from RefSeq and is a predicted model, not a curated record. Gene Ontology annotation, molecular function: thiamine pyrophosphate binding; carboxy-lyase activity; magnesium ion binding.
AUGGCUAUCGAACUCGCAGAGUAUCUUCUUCGGAGGGUCAGGGAAUGCGGAGUACGAUCCAUACAUGGUGUGCCAGGAGACUUUAACCUUGUGUCGCUCGACCAAGUAGAAAGGUGUGGUCUCCAAUGGGUUGGGAAUUGCAAUGAACUGAACGCCAGUUUUGCUGCCGAUGGCUAUGCUCGCGUCAGCGGAAUCUCGGCCUUGAUGACGGUCAUAGGGGUCGGUGAACUACCAGCGCUCAGCGGGAUUGCCGGUGCCUAUGCCGAACAUGUGCCAGUCAUUCAUAUUGUUGGACAGCCUAGUCGCCGUGUUCAAGCAGACCGUCUAUGUGUUCACCAUACCUUGGGAAAUGGAGACUUCUCUGUGUUUGCCAAGAUGACGGCAGUGGUUUCAGUGGUGGCUGUAACCUUAGAUGAUCCACACACCGCUCCUGAUCUAAUUGACAAAGCCAUCCACCAGUGUUGGCUUCAAAGCCGACCGGUGGUGCUAUUUCUUCCAUCUGAUACUGUCCAAUCUCCGGUUGACGGCCAGAAGUUGUCCUCUAGGCUUAAUUUGUCCUUCCAGAAUGACCAAGACGAGGAGACAAGGCUUGUCGACAAGAUUCUUCACGAUAUCCAACACUCGAAGAAUCCGGUCUUACUUGUUGGAGGCCAUGGAACUCGCCACGAUGUUUUUGAGGAUGUACUUGAAUUAAUUCAACUUUUACAAUUACCUACAUUCAUUGCACCUACUGGCCAAGGAAUUAUCAAUGAAGAGACGCCGUUCUACAAAGGACUAUAUGUUGGAGAAUACUCCGCUCCUUGCAUAUCCCGGAUCGUGGAAUCGUCGGAUCUGAUAAUUUCAAUCGGUCAUAUUCAAUCUGACCUCAGCACGGCAGGAUUCAGCGGCAAGAUUGAGUCGGAACGAAUGAUCAGUCUCCAGAGAACAAAUACUACUUUACGAGGCAGUCCCUAUAAUCUCUUUCUCAAGGGCGUGCUACGAAGAUUGAUUACACAAUGGACAGUUUCAUCUACGUUUGCACAUGUUGAUCAGGAAUGUUCACUAGAGAAGAGGGACAAAGACACAUGUUCUCCAAGGAUGCUUUGCUCGCUGCUGAAGAUACGUCAGACCUUCCUACAAAAACUCACUAGUCUCCCUAUCCUUAGCCUCCGUAAAAGACAAGUGGUUAAACAUGCAUGGCUAUGGCCUACUCUUGGGAGCUGGCUUAGACAUGGAGAUAUCGUUCUAGCAGAGACGGGAACCUCCAGCUUUGGGAUCUGGGAGACAUCUUUUCCCACGAACGCUAUCUUGAUCAGUCAGUAUUUGUGGGGAAGUAUUGGUUACACCGUGGGUGCAUGCCAGGGAGCAGCGCAAGCUGCACGAGAUUGUUUUGGGAACCAGAAACGAACUAUUCUUUUCAUCGGAGACGGCAGUCUCCAGUUCGGUUGUCAAGAGCUGAGUACCAUUUUGCGGCUGGGACUUACUCCAAUAGUAUUUGUGAUUUGCAAUAACGGCUAUACAACUGAGCGGCUUAUCCAUGGUUGGCAGGAAAAGUACAAUGACAUUCAAAAUUGGCAAUAUCGACAACUACCGGCUGCUUUCGGUGCGCCAGCGAGAGCAUACCGUACAUAUGUUAUCCAGACACAGGCCCAGCUACAAAAUCUUCUGUCGAAUCGGAAGUUCAACGACUGCUCGGUAUUCCAGUUGGUGGAACUAUAUAUGCCUCAAGAGGAUGCUCCUGAGACUAUGAAAAAAAUAGCUCAGGGCCUGAAGAAACAAAAUGUCCGAAGCUAG